AUGUUGCCGCCGGAACGGAAAAUGGCGAAUGCAGAUGUCGAUGUGAUCGAUGUCCACAGGAGAUUGAUUGACUCUCUCUUAGCAAAGGCAGAACAGGUCAAGCCGGGAAAGGGGAUUGAGCCCCCGUUGACAGAAACACAGCUUGGGGAAUCCUUUUGGCUUAUCCAGGAUGAAGAUGCGCUGCCCGUCAAACAAUUGAGUCAACAAACACGGUUUGCCGCUGUGGAAAUUGCUUUUCGAGAAAAGUUUUACGGUCUCCUCGCUUCUACAACGAUCGAAGACUCCGAGUUUGUUUGCAUAUGGAAUUUACUGGACAUAAUAUCGGUUUUUUCCGACAAUGAACAAUGCGAACCCGGCCUCAUAUUCUGGUUGAUUGAGGAACUAUUAGACAGCCAGACGAUCGAGGGUUGUCGCAAGGUUUUUGAUUACUUGGAGUCUCGGAGAGAACGAAACACGAAGAAACAUUUCAAACAAAAGAACUUGAUUAUUUUAAGGUCUUGCAAUGAACUGCUUCGCAGACUCUCGCGAGCUGAGGAUACCGUCUUUUGCGGCCGUGUGUUUAUCUUCCUGUUCCAAAGUUUCCCUCUUGGGGAUAAAAGCGCGGUGAAUCUCCGAGGCGAAUACCAUACCGAGAAUGUAACGGCCUUCGGCGAUGACACGAAGGAAACUACUGGUGGAACAGAUGGCACGGAUUUGGAUAUGCCGGAUGCCAAGGAAACAACGUCGGUAGCUGACGUUCAGAAACAAGAGACCGAAUCCCAAGCCACCACCGAAAGGGAGGACAAGCUGACCGCGCCUGACAUGAACAAGACGUCAAAGGAGACCGUUUCUCAACCUGGAGGCCAAACAGGGGAACACACACCUGAUCUCGAUACUCUCUACCCCAUAUUUUGGGGGCUGCAAGCUUACUUCUCGUCACCAACGAAAAUAUUUAAUGCCCAGCACUUCGCCACAUUUAAGACCGGGCUUGAAUCCACACUAUCUGCUUUUAGGACGGUUAAUACAGACUUCGAAACUUCUAAUAGCAAGACACAUGAGGAAAUCCGGAAGUCGACCAAACGGAAACGAACCGCAGAUGGACCUGAAAUUGCAAGCAGCUUCAAUCCGAAAUACCUGACGAGUCGAGAACUCUUUGAUCUUGAGGUCAACGAUACUGCCUUUAGGCGACAUGUUUUGGUCCAGGCCUUAAUUCUUCUGGACUUCAUGCUGUCACUUACGUCAAAUUCAAAAGCGAAACUGGCUGAUUUGACCAACAAAUCUGUUCUAUACGGAUUUUUACUUAAUGACGAGGAUGCACAAUGGGCCGUGGGAAUGAGGAAAUCAAUUGAAGGAUAUCUUCAAGAAGGUGCGGGAGGAAAAUUUUACUAUCGUAUGGUGGAUACUGUUCUAUCGCGGGAUAAAAAUUGGGUGCGCUGGAAAGCUGAAGGCUGCCCUCCGAUAGAGAGGCCUGCAGUUUCAGUGGAUGAGUAUCUUAGCGCUCGCGACAAGGCAAUAAAGACAUAUGCCAACAGACGACUUCGUUCUUCUCCUAUGGCCUCUCUCAAUUUAAAGUUCCUUUCUGAAAGUGAAUCCUUAUCUGGAGUCGAAAGACUCAAAGAGACCGAAAGGUUCAAUGUUCCCGCCUUAGAGUCGCUCAUGCGAGUUAUUGAGGAUGUUGAAUUUGACAUUGAUACAGCGCAGACGAGGGAAGAUAAAGAAGCCGCUGUUCAAGCAAAAGCAAGCAAGACAUGGCUGAUGCUGCGGCUUUCUACCAAAAGCAAGUUCGCAGCUUUUGACAAGAUCGAAGACGGGAAAAAUCUUAAGUCCCUCUUUGAAACCACACAGUCCACUGAAGCCACCGCCCAGCCUACCAACAGUACGCUACAGGAUACUACAACGAAAAUUUCUCAGGAGGGCGAAUCAAAUGGGCUAUCGCAGGAUCAUGAAAUGGACACUGAAACUGAGGGAGGUGCAUCUGCUAAGGCUGAUGAGAAGGCAGCUGGUGUGAAUGAUGCAGUGAGCGCCGAGGCUGAUGUGCUGGGAUCAUGA
This is a messenger RNA of Aspergillus puulaauensis, 2028 nucleotides long. RefSeq names its product THO complex subunit THO1/HPR1. Lineage: Eukaryota; Fungi; Ascomycota; Eurotiomycetes; Eurotiales; Aspergillaceae. The record is from RefSeq and is a predicted model, not a curated record. The transcript is spliced from 7 exons. Bases 1 to 2028 code for a protein of 675 amino acids. Gene Ontology annotation, biological process: mRNA export from nucleus; regulation of DNA-templated transcription elongation. Gene Ontology annotation, cellular component: THO complex part of transcription export complex.